Messenger RNA from Harpia harpyja (harpy eagle), 1293 nucleotides. RefSeq names its product N-alpha-acetyltransferase 80-like. Gene Ontology annotation, cellular component: cytoplasm. Gene Ontology annotation, molecular function: N-acetyltransferase activity; acetyl-CoA binding. Bases 1 to 1233 code for a protein of 410 amino acids. The record is from RefSeq and is a predicted model, not a curated record. The transcript has 4 exons. Gene Ontology annotation, biological process: protein acetylation. NCBI's taxonomy places the organism in Eukaryota, Metazoa, Chordata, Aves, Accipitriformes, Accipitridae.
AUGGGGCUGGGGUUUGUCUGGCCUGGUGCCGCCCCCAGCCCCUCAGGCACGCCGAGGCUCUUCCCUCGUCCACACGAGGCCCGGGACGAGGCCCGCCGGGCUCCCCUCACUCGAAGGCAGGCCCAGCCCGGGCCUGCUGGGCCGUCCGAGCGGGCGCGGGGGCCCGGCCCGGCCCGGCCCGGCCCGGGGUGCUGGGGGGCGGCGGUACGCCCAGGGUGGUGGGGCCGGGAGCGAGGUGGCGUGGGCACAGAGGGGUCGGUGUGUGGGGACGGGCGGGAGGUGAGGCGAGAGGCCGGUGGGCAGCGGGGGGCAGCGGGACGGGCCACGGCGGCGGGGAGCAGGGCGGACGGCGCCCCGGCGCAACGCGCAUGCGCGCAAGAGGGUGGCGUGAGGGGACGCGGCCUCCGGCCGCCAGGGGGCGCGGUUCGGGCGCCGAGAAGUGGCGGCAGCGGAAGUGAAGGCUCGACGGCGGAAGCGGCGGCGGCGGCGGCGGCGGGGCCGGCAGUGAGAAGAAUGGGCUCCAUGUCGGAGGAACUCAGCCUGGUCCCUCUGCACCGGAGGCCGGAGCUGCUGGAGGCCUGCGCCAAGCUGCUGGGCGAGGAGUGGGGGAAGAGCCGGGCAUCGCGGCUCCACACGCUCCAGCGCUCCUCGGAUGCCUUCCCCAUCUGCCUGCUGCUGCUGCGGAGCCGGGGCCCCGCCGAGGCCCUCGCCGCCCGGGAGGGUCCCUGCCAGCUCGUGGGCCACGUCCGGCUCUCCCGCGUGGCCGGCCGUCCCCGCGACCUCUUCGUGGAGAGCGUGGUGGUGGCCCGGGCGCUGCGGGGCCAGGGCUACGGGCGGCAGCUGAUGGAGGCCACCGAGCGGUGGGCCCGGGCCCGGGGCUUCGGCUGCCUUCAUCUUACUACCCACGACAAGCAGCAUUUCUAUGCCCACCUGGGCUUCGUCCUGGGCGAGCCGGUGCAGAGCGUGGCCUUCCUCAGCCCCGCCCUACCCGCCGAGGUGCUGCGGCUCUUCUCCGCCCCUCCUGGCACUGCCACUGCCACCGCCACCAGGCCAAGGGUGCCCUCUGCCCCCCCUCCUCCCCUCCCGCCCCCUGCCGCUCCCCCCCCGCCCCCCCCGCCAACCGUGAUCUGGGCGAGGGGAGUCCUGGCCGAGAGCAGCGGGCAGAGCCUCCUGGAGACCCCCCACCGCGACGGCAAAGGGCUGCCCAUCUUCUGGAUGAAGAAGGACAUCUGAGGGGCCGGGGCGCCGAGCUGGUGAUUAAAAGCAGUGCGGGCAGGGGCUGCCUGCCCCAGU